UCACGUGGCUGGCUAGUAGCAAUUGGAGUGAUUCUCCACGCGUGGCUUUGUCGCAUUAUUACAAAAUAUGGCAGGGUAGACCUGCCCAGCCCUCGCUGCUGGUGUUCCUUUGUGUUCAUGCCGCCUUACGGAGAUGAGAUGAGGCCAAACUGUUCCAGCAGCUCAGCCUGCCCUGCCAACAGCUCAGAGGAAGAGCUGCCCGUGGGACUGGAGGCACCUAGGAACCUGGAGCUCGUUUUCACCGUGGUGUCGGCUGUGAUGAUGGGCUUGCUCAUGUUCUCUUUUGGAUGCUCUGUGGAGAUCCGGAAGUUCUGGGCACACAUCAGGAGACCCUGGGGUAUCGCAGUGGGCCUUCUCUGCCAGUUUGGACUCAUGCCUCUGACAGCCUAUCUGCUAGCCAUUAGCUUCUCUUUGAAGACAAUCCAGGCCGUUGCUGUCCUCAUCAUGGGGUGCUGCCCUGGGGGAACCAUCUCUAACGUUUUCACCUUCUGGGUUGAUGGAGAUAUGGACCUCAGCAUCAGUAUGACCACCUGUUCCACAGUGGCUGCCCUGGGAAUGAUGCCCCUCUGCCUUUACCUCUACACCUGGUCCUGGAAUCUUACGCAGAAUCUCACCAUUCCAUAUCAGAACAUAGGAAUUACUCUUGUGUGCCUGACCAUUCCUGUGGCCUUUGGUGUCUACGUGAACUAUAGGUGGCCAAAGCAAUCAAAAGUCAUCCUCAAGAUUGGAGCCAUUGUUGGGGGCUUCCUCCUCCUGGUGGUCACAGUUGCUGGUGUGGUAUUGGCCAAGGGGUCAUGGAACUCAGACCCCACCAUUCUAAUUGUCAGUUUCAUCUUUCCUUUGGUUGGCCAUGUUGCGGGCUUUCUGUUGGCAUUCCUUACCCAACAAUCUUGGCAAAGGUGCAGGACAAUCUCCUUAGAAACGGGUGCUCAAAACAUUCAGAUGUGCAUCGCCAUGCUGCAGCUGUCAUUCACGGGCGAGCACUUGCUCCAGAUGUUCAACUUCCCACUGGCCUACGGAUUCUUUCAGCUCCUGGAUGGAUUGCUCAUUGUUGCAGCGUAUCAGGUAUACAAGAGGAGAGCGAGGAACAAACUCAGGAUGGGGCGCCCGGGCUGUGCGGGAGUCCGCCACGACGGGACACUCAGAGGGGUCAACGCUGUCUUGGAGGGGACCGAAGAGACUUCUGCGACCCCAGACUCACUGGAGCCUGAGGGUCUCCGCGCAGCUCUCAAGCCAGUCGGCCACAUCCCUUCAUGUGAAUAGUGGGGACUUGCCAGCCCCAGUCUGGGCCCCCAGCUUCCUCAGCGCCCCCCCCCCCCGCACACCCCUAAAGAAGGCGCAGAGCGGAUGCCAGGCUGACGCUGG
This is a messenger RNA of Jaculus jaculus (lesser Egyptian jerboa), 1365 nucleotides long. RefSeq names its product solute carrier family 10 member 6 (gene Slc10a6). The transcript is spliced from 6 exons. NCBI's taxonomy places the organism in Eukaryota, Metazoa, Chordata, Mammalia, Rodentia, Dipodidae. Gene Ontology annotation, molecular function: bile acid:sodium symporter activity. The coding region runs from base 118 to 1263 and encodes 381 amino acids. Gene Ontology annotation, biological process: bile acid and bile salt transport. The record is from RefSeq and is a predicted model, not a curated record. Gene Ontology annotation, cellular component: membrane.